AUGGCAUUAAUCGAUGAACUGUGGUCUUCAGUGCCCCCAAUCACAAGAACCAUUCUGCUUCUUUCGAUCAUACUAACAGGGGCAGUAUCUUUAGACUUAUGCACUCCUCUCAAGUUAUACUUUAACUAUAACUUGAUCAAGUAUAAAUUCUAGUUCUGGCGUAUAUUUACAUGUCUCUUCUACUAUGGAGAAUUUUCAGUCGACACGAUAUUUGACUUUUUCAUUCUAUAUAAAUACUCAAUUAUGCUUGAGAAGGAGUCAUUCAGAAAUAAACCUGCUGACUUUAUUGUCUUCUUUUUGUUCGGCUCCCUAUUGUUCAUAGUACUAGCUAUUUUCUUUGGAUUUGAGUUCUUGUCACCUUGCAUCUCCUCUAUGAUGCUUUAUCUUUGGUGCAGAAGAAACUCUACAUUUAACAUAAACUUCCUUGAGAUAUUCAAUUUUAGAGCUCCAUUUCUACCUUGGGUCUUAAUGACUUUCUUGUUAAUGUUUGGAUUCAAUCCUAUCUUUGAUGUUAUUGGAGUUGGAGUUGGUCACAUUUACUAUUUCUUGGAGGAUGUUGUGCCCAAAAUUCCAGAGACUAGAGAUUUCAGAUUGCUAAAGCCUCCGUAAUUUCUUAUAAGAAUAUGUGAUGCAUUUGGGAUUCAUAAUUAUGCUCUUAACAAUGAAGACUUUAUUUUUGAGGAUGAUCAGAAUGCUGGAGGUGCGGGUGCAGUAGGAGAUAUCAGAGAAGAUGUAUUAAUUGAUGAGAAUAAUGAAGAUGAAAAUAGGCUUAUCUCUACGUAUUACGACCACGAGGGAGAGCGCAUUAUCAGAAAGAAACCAGAUAGCAUAGUCAGGUCUCUUUAAUAUAAUUAUCUGCAAUAAAGAUCAAAAGAUAAGAAGUUGUAAAAUAAAGUUGAGCCUCACAAGUUAUUUAUGAUGUCGUUGUUCUUUGAAACAGUCUUCUAUAUUCCGAACAGAUUUAGAUCUAUAGUGCUAUUAAAUACUCAAACAGUGGUUUAUACAUAAACAGACUAGGCUCUUCUCUCAUUGAUGUCUAUAAUGUUUAAUAUGUAGAAAUAAUAAGAACUAUCCCUAUCUGUAAAAUAAUUUUUCAGCAGCUUUAAGUUCUUCUUCAGUUCAACAAUGCUCUAUGAAUCUAUGUCAAUAUGUUUGAGGUUUGGAAUAUUUGAGAAAUUAUAAAGUGAUUAGUUGCUAAAUUAGCACUCAUCACCUGAGAUAAAUGGCUUUAUAGCAGGUACCGUAGCCUAAACAAUCACAAGCCCAUUAUUUAAGCUAUCACUAGCAAAUCAUAAUUAUAGAAUCUGCGAUUCCUAAAGUCUAAAAGAAUUUUACAGGCAAGCCUUGACAACAAACUAAGGUAAGCAAGGAUUCCUUACAAUUUUCCCGAUCUCUUUAGCUAUUAGAGGAGGUAUAUUGGGAAUGCUCCAAUAGGGCUUAUUUUUUAGAGUUGCUGAAUUACUCGAAGAGCCAAUUAGACUUCCUAAUGAUUUGAAUAUUAAUUCUGGCUCUCAUAAAUCAAAAAUUGAUCACUUCAUAACUUCAGUCAAAAAUGAUAACGAGAUCAUAGAGAAACUUUAUUUAACGGGCUUCUUCGAUGAGAUAAUCUACGACUAAAACUUCAAGCCACCUAGAUAAUACAAAAACUUACUAAUAACUGGAAUUGGAAUGGCACUAUUGCAAUCAAUUGUAAUGACUCCAAUUGAUAUAUUAGUCUUCAAUCAAAUGCAAAUGAGAAUGUAUGGACCUAAGGCUCUUCAAAAAGUUAGAUUAAGCCAAGUUAUUAAGGAAUUAAAGUACAUUCAAGGCUUACCUAGAAUAGGAACAAUGAUUUUUGCAUCUUCAUUCGUAAGAAAUCUAUUCAUUGUGAGUGGAUUUUACAUAAGUGAAAAUUAUUUAAGAUCCAAAUUAAUUAAAGAAUGA
Molecule: messenger RNA, 1923 nt
Organism: Stylonychia lemnae
Lineage: Eukaryota; Ciliophora; Spirotrichea; Sporadotrichida; Oxytrichidae
Source: the annotation of a GenBank genome assembly